Messenger RNA from Trichosporon asahii var. asahii CBS 2479, 969 nucleotides. RefSeq names its product alcohol dehydrogenase. Gene Ontology annotation, molecular function: oxidoreductase activity; zinc ion binding. Gene Ontology annotation, cellular component: mitochondrion. The record is from RefSeq and is a predicted model, not a curated record. Lineage: Eukaryota; Fungi; Basidiomycota; Tremellomycetes; Trichosporonales; Trichosporonaceae. The coding region runs from base 1 to 969 and encodes 322 amino acids. The transcript has 3 exons.
AUGAAGGCUCUUCAGAUCACGACCCACGGCCACCCCCAGGUGCAGAAAGUCCAGGUGCUCGUCGACGUGUACGCGGCCGGCCUGAACUUCUUCGACAUCCUGCAGGCGCAGAACAAGUACCAGAACCAGCCCCCUCUGCCCUUCACGCUUGGCGCCGAGUUUGCAGGCCGGAUCGCAAAGGACUCGCCCAUCCCGGCCGGAUGCAACUUCAAGCCCGGCGACCGCGUCUUCGGCUCUGGGCAGGGCAGCUACGCCGAGCAGAUUGCGAUCGACUACUUCCGCCUCGUGCCGAUGCCGUCCAACAUCUCCUUCGAGCAGGCUGCGGGUAUCUACGUCACGAUCCCGACGUCGUAUGAGGGCCUGGUCGGGCGCGCGAACACGCAGCCUGGGGAGUGGGUGCUCGUGCACGCCGCCGCGGGCGGAGUGGGCAUCGCGGCCGUGCAGGUUGCCAAGGCUUUGGGUGCGCGUGUGAUUGCCGCAGCUGGAUCCGAGGAGAAGCGGCAGAUCGCGAAGAAGUGCGGCGCAGACUAUGCGAUGGACUAUAACGCGCCGGGGUGGCAGGACGAGGUCAAGAAGAUCACGGACGGGCACGGCGUCGACGUCGUGUACGACCCGGUUGGGCUGCUCGUGCCCUCGCUCAAGUGCAUUGCGUGGAACGGCCGCCUCAUCGUCGUCGGCUUCGCGGCCGGCACGAUCGAGAAGAUCCCCGCCAACCUCGUCCUGCUCAAGAAUGUCUCCAUCGUCGGCCUGCAUUGGGGCGCGACCGCGCUCAAGGACCCGAAGAGGUACUUUGAGGUCAUUGACGAGGUCAUGAAGAUGAUCUCGUCUGGACGGCUCAUUCCCCAGGUCUACGACCCUGUCUACGAGGGCCUCGAGCAGGUCACCACCGGCCUUAAGGACCUCGAGGACCGCAAGACGUGGGGUAAGGCUGUCGUUCGCGUGCGUCACGACGACAAGGCCAAGCUCUAA